AUUUCAAUAGAGUUGUUCCCAUCUCUUCUUGUUGAAAGCUAGUUCCCUUUGUUUCUUCUUUCUUCCCACACAUAUUCUCUCCUAUUCUUACACCAACCACAUAAACAAAUAAACCAAGCUUGAAACUUGUUGUGGUCAAGAUGCAGAAGAACUCACUGAUAAUGUUUUUGUUUAUUCUUCUGCAAUCUCUGUUCGUAAACUCUCUGUCUCCAAAACAUUCAUCACCCAAACCAAAACCAGAAGCAGAAAUCACUAUCAUGGGUUUUGUUUACUGCGAUGUCUGCUCCAACAACAGUUUCUCCAAACACAGUUACUUCAUGUCAGGUGUGGAAGUGAGAAUUGUCUGCAGAUUCAAAGCAGCUUCGUCAACAACGAGUGAAACUGUAACAUUCUCUGCAAACAGAACCACCAACGAGUACGGACUGUACAAAGUAGCCAUAACUUCUCUAGAUUGUGCCAACGUGGACAAUCUCGCAAGUUCUUGUCAAGCGAGUUUGGUCGGAAGGAAAAACUUCUCGGAUUCUUCUUGCAACAUUCCUGGUUAUAGAACCACAACGGAUCAGGUCUUGUUUAAGUCUCAACGUUCUAAUUCUUGUGUUUAUGGAUUCAAUUCUUUGAAUUUCAGACCAUUCAAGAGGAAUCUUGACUUGUGUGGCAAGAAAUAGACUCUGUUUUAAAACUACACUACCAUAUCUUUCACUGUUAUCACUUCUGUUUGCUUCUACUCAGAGAUAUGUCUUCGUAUGUUGUCGACUUUGGUUAUUACACAAGAUUUUUGUUUCUGUG
Messenger RNA from Capsella rubella, 786 nucleotides. Its product is annotated as pollen allergen Che a 1. The transcript has 2 exons. The record is from RefSeq and is a predicted model, not a curated record. The coding region runs from base 141 to 665 and encodes 174 amino acids. Lineage: Eukaryota; Viridiplantae; Streptophyta; Magnoliopsida; Brassicales; Brassicaceae.